UGCAAGAAGAUGGCGAAUGCAACAACAGCAGCAGCAGAAGUGAAAGAUUUUCGUGCAAAUGAAGAAAUUAAAGAAGACAAAAGAAAACUUGAAGAGACAGUGACAAGCCCAGUUAAGAAGAAGUCUGAAAAGGUGGACAUACUCCUUAGGGCAACUGGAGAUGCCCCUAUUAUGAAGAAGAAGAGAUGGGCUGUAGACCAAUCCAAGAAAAUCGCCUGGGUCAUUGACUUCAUUAGGAAGUACAUCAAGUGUGAACCUUCUGAAUCAUUGUUCCUGUAUGUAAAUCAAGCCUUUGCUCCGUCACCAGAUCAAGAAAUUGGAAAUCUCUUUGAGUGCUAUGGGAGUGACGGAAAACUAGUCCUACAUUACUGCAAGAGUGAAGCGUGGGGUUGAUGAGACCAGUCAAUGCUCUGCUGGUGUUUUUAAGGCUGGAAUCUGUUAUAACCUUUAAGUGCAAUUUUAUGUGACAUAUGGUGAUUUUGAACUCCUUACUAUGCCAAUAGAUCAUUUUAUUGUUGAAUAUCCUUGAAUAUGAGUACCUAAAUAUGAGUGAGUGGUCCUUAAGCUAGUUAUUUCAUUUGCUAACAAAUUCUACCAAAGACUUGAUGCAAUGUAUGUAACAGGCUGUUGAAUUAAGUGGUUGGAUUUGUUUUCACAAACUGCAUGUCCACCAACUAAACCUUGUAAAACGGUAUGGUGUUAACAAGGUUUCAGUAAAAUGCCUUGCAACAAAAGCCAUUUAACUUUUACAAUACAAUUGCACAGACUUAUCGGUUGUAGGAUCCUACUUCAUGGCAGAAAUCACUCAUACUGAGUUUAUUUAAUGCGACUGCAUUCUCUUUCUACCAGACUUUUUCCCAAAACAUUGAAUUCAUACUUUAGUAGGAAAAGUAUCAUGCCCGUUGAUUAAAGCGGUCCAAUUUUAAUCUUUCUUGCAUUGUCUGAUUGAUUACUGAAACAUCAUAAAUACAGCAGGGGCUUUUCUUUACUUCAAGUAAAGACAUUUAACUUUGGUUAUAUUAGACAGGAAGACUCAGUAGAUAAAGUUAAAGCCUGAACAAGUCAAAAACAAAUUUAACCCAUUUCAGAGGGAUAGGGUGAACAAACUAAUUUUUAGACUCUAAUGAAGGCAUUAGAAAGUUUAAACUAAAAAAAAAAAAGAGAACAUGGACAAUUUAUUUUAAAUGAAAUUAAAAAACGGGGGGAAACUUUAGGUGGAACCGUAGCAAACACAGCGACUUUGCUUUGUCGCCUCAAUUGAGGCAGGUUUGAAUGUCAAGCAAACUACAUGUGUUGCUUAACAAUCAAUUAUCAGUUUCCAAUUGAAUUUCUUUAAUGUAAAUAUUUAUAACUGUAAAUGUACAAAUAGAAUACUGUAAUAAAUGAAAACAAAUUCAAAUUGAUUAUGUUAUCUUUUUGUAAAUGAUCUUCAAAGGUGUUUUGUGAAUUUCAAUUAAUCGAUUCUUUGUUUUCAAUUUGAGCUUGUAUUUAACCUUAACACACUUUUCAUAUAUAAAAAAUUGUACCCAAAAUAAUAACCACAUUUGACCUGUUUGAAGACACAAUGGCAAAUGCCCAAGUUUAUUACAUCAGAGAACCCGUUAAUAAUACAUGUUUUUAUUAUCGCAAGUAAAUGUACAAACUAAACUAUUAUCUCUCAAAAUCAAUUAAUUUAUUACGAACAAAAUGAUCAAUACAUGGAAUUAAAUUGAUCAGAAGAAAAAGAAAGGCCACAGAUAUUUUUACAAUAAGUGCGUAAUAAUGUUAUCAUCGACACCCAUUACAUUUUUUACAUUAGUAAUGAAUAUUUGGACGGAUACAGGAAUUUAAUAAUAAGAGUAGAAAAUGGGACGGAUUUUUCCAACGAGAGCUGAAUAAAUUGAAGCAAGCAUUUACAAACGUCCCAAAAGUAGCAAUAAAGCAAUUAUGUACAAAACAAAUCAUAAAUAUCUGUCAAAUACCUGUUAAUUUUAUUUGUGUUACCAGUAAAUUAAACUUUAAUUGAGUGCUUCCAAGAAGAAAAUAAAUCAGUAAGCAAAA
This is a messenger RNA of Asterias rubens (European starfish), 2040 nucleotides long. Its product is annotated as autophagy protein 12-like. The coding region runs from base 10 to 393 and encodes 127 amino acids. The transcript is spliced from 4 exons. Gene Ontology annotation, biological process: C-terminal protein lipidation; autophagy of mitochondrion; autophagosome assembly. The record is from RefSeq and is a predicted model, not a curated record. NCBI's taxonomy places the organism in Eukaryota, Metazoa, Echinodermata, Asteroidea, Forcipulatida, Asteriidae. Gene Ontology annotation, cellular component: cytoplasm; Atg12-Atg5-Atg16 complex; phagophore assembly site membrane.